CUGAGCUGUCCACUAUAAACGAAACCAGACCGAAAGGCCGUGACAGCAUAGCAUCUAAUCAGCUUUGAAGCACGGUUACUAUCGGGUAUUGUGUCCCCGGCUGGACGCUAUAAAAGGGCCCUGCAGAAGCAGACAGUCUGGUGGAGCAGGUCACAGGAGCGCUGGGGAUCCGUCUGUUUCUGAGCUCUCGGGAUUUCUCUCCUUUCAACAGUCAUGGACAUCAUGCGGCCGUCUCUGUUGGUCUGUUUUUUGGGGCUCAUUGUCUUGUGUCGAGCUCAAGACUCAACCCUUGUGAAGUGCGCCAGGGAUACUGUGGACUACCGGCCACCCAAAAACUCUGAUAUGAACGUGACCUGUGGGACCGAUAAGAUGUACUUGAGUAUUCUGCUGUGUCCUAUAUACUUUGGCGGGUACAACGAGACCCUCAUGGCCCUCAACAGCCAAUUCAACACGCCAGGGUGCCAGGGCAUCGCUGAACUGAACACUAGCUCUCCAGUCCUCAAGUUCAGCUUUGGUAUCAGCAAACAGGGUGUAAACCUCUGCGGUAACUCACUGAAGAUCACCAGUGAGGCAGGGACAGGGAUAUUUUCCCAAUACUCCAACGUGCAGCAAGUCAACAUCUCUGGGAAAAUCAACUCAUAUGACCCCAGCGCCGGAACCAUCACCUAUAAGCAGGAGGUCAUGUACCAGUUCUCCUGUCAAUACCCGCUGGUAUAUUUUGUCAACAACACAGAACUAAGUGUGUCAGGGGUAAGUCUUGCUGUUAAGGACAACAAUGGCACCUUCAUUAGCACACUGAGCAUGUCACUCUACAAGGAUCAAGGUUUCACACAACCCAUGUCGAUACCACAAAAUGGCCUCCAGCUGAAAACCCGAAUCUUUGUGGAAAUCAAGGCCACUAAUCUCACAGACAGGUUCAACGUUCUCCUGGACCGCUGUUAUGCCAGUACGAGCCCCGCCCCCACAAAUAGCACCUUCUACGACCUGUUUGUUGGGUGUAGCAAAGAUAUACAGACGGUGGUGCACCUGAACGGAGCCUCCCAGAGGGCCCAGUUCUCCUUUGAGGCGUUCCGCUUCACGGAGCACAAGAACAAGACCGUCUCCACCUUCUACCUGCACUGUCUCACCCGGCUGUGUGAGAACUCCACCUGCGCCUCCAUGAUGCCGACCUGCAACUCAAGGAGAAGAAGGGAGGUGGAGUCUGUUUUGGCCAAUAGGAAGAGGAGGGAGGCAGAGUCUGAAUCUGAUGUAGCUAUGGUGUCAUCCGGGCCCAUCUUCACAAGAGUGGACAGCGCAACUCCAACAAAUGCAAUGGUGCAAGCCUCAGGCUCCACCCACUCCACCGGUGAUCUGACAGGAGUGGCCAUCACCACGGGGAUCCUGUGUGCUGCCUGUGUUGGCAUGGCAGCUAUCAUCGCGUUCCUGAUGAGGAGGAGGAUGACACGCUGAUCCUGCCAGGGACGCCAUAACACAGUUGACCACCUUGGUAAAGUUACUCAAACACAUUCAACAUUCAUUUAACAUUCAUAAUGGAAAUAACUGUGCGACACUCAAAUAUAUCCUUCAAACAACAAAGGGUGUAUUGAAAAUCAUUGUGGCAUGUGAGGGACAUCAGUCUCUAUGUUGCGCAAUUGGUUUAAUUUUGGUGAUGAGAUCAGUUGGUCAGGGAGCAUAAUUAAAAAUAAAAAAAGCUGGGCCAACUUAAAAAUGUAAGGCAACCAACUGCCUAAGCUUUCUAAGUUUUCUGAACUUCAGGCCUUAAUAGUUGUGCAACUAGUUCUCAUACGUUCUCAAACAGAACAGAACUUUAAGUUUACUCAAACUUCUUUUAAAAUUAUAAUCAAAUGGGAACACUGAUUUAGUUCAGAUUAAAAUUAUACUUUGAGUAAACUAAUAACCUAACUUAGAUAUGUAAGCUGGCACAACUGCACGGUUCCAGAACUUGAAAAAGCUUAGGCAGCUGGUUGCCUUACAUUUUUAUGUAAUUUUAACAAAUUUUCACUUUGUAAAUCUACUUGUGAAUCUACUGAACAGGCUACA
Alosa sapidissima (American shad) is the source of this 2040-nucleotide messenger RNA. Its product is annotated as zona pellucida-like domain-containing protein 1. The coding region runs from base 214 to 1449 and encodes 411 amino acids. NCBI's taxonomy places the organism in Eukaryota, Metazoa, Chordata, Actinopteri, Clupeiformes, Clupeidae. The record is from RefSeq and is a predicted model, not a curated record. Gene Ontology annotation, cellular component: cell surface. The transcript has 12 exons.